AAGGUUUCUGCGGGUUUCAAGCAAACAUUCCGAGCAAAAUCCAAGCAAAUAUUUCUUCGCUUUAAUUUCCGGCGCGUGUUGUCAUGAUUAGCAAUUCAUUAUCAACGCGUAAUGCAAAAGGUUUCAAGUUAUGUUGACCGGGUAGAAUCGUUCUAAAAUGGGCCGGGGUCAAGAUAUUGGGAUUUUUGAAUGAUUUUGGGCCUGGGCUUCCGCUGCGCUGCCUAGGAAAACCAAGUCUGGGAUAUAUCUGCCAAAACUUCCACAAACAUGCUGAAAGCUCAAUAUCCAUUGCAAGCCCCCCAUCCAAAAGCCCUGUCUUUCUCAGCUGGUGACAGAUUUUUGCCACUGCACUCACCAAAUAGAGACAAGGAGUGGUGGCUUGUAUUGUCAAAAGAGGCAGAAGUGGGCUACAUUCCAAUGAACUAUGCAGCUUUUCUACCUGCAACAACGCGCGACAUCACGCAGUUCCUGCACACGGCCGGCGAGCGGCUGUCGGCGGGCCGGCUGCCAGCUGACCAGCGGGCGACGCAACUCAAGCGGCUAAACCAGCUGGCCGAGCGGUACCGCGCGCGAGACGGCAGCGGCGAGCGGCUCUUCCGGCUGGAGGAGCCGGCCGCGCGGCCCGUCUCUUCGCUCUCGCUGUUCCCCGAGGGCGAGCCAUCGGAGCACGAGACGAACGGUGACUGCCGCGACCAGACGCCGACGCCGACGCCCGAGCCGGAGCCGGAGCCGGAGCCGGAGCCGGCCGUCACGCUGCCGGCGGCCUUCUCGCGCGGCCUGGUGGACCUGGUGCGGCAGCACACGGCUGCCAGUCACCAGGCAUCACAGACCGCCGUCCAAGCGGUGCUGACCGCGCUCAGGGACGUCGCGCCCGCGGUCAAGCCGGUGGCGGAGCUGGCGCUGCAGCAGCUGAGCUGCGCUGAGCGUGACGCGGCGGCGCUGCUGGACUCUCCGGACGGCCGCCGGCUGCGACUGGUACUGGACGAGAUGACGGCCUGUGUCAACGACCAGCAGCAGCGCAGCUGGCGCCUGCACGACGACGAGCCGGCCAUCAUCGAGUACCUGCAGGAGCUGGGCACCAUCCUGACGGACGCCGAUCCGGCGGUGUCGCGGGGUGUGCUGGAGGCGGACCAGAUGGCGGCCGUGCUCUCGCUGGCGCAGCUGUUCCAGAUGGAGCCGCGCUGGAUCAUCCGACGGCCGCUGACGCACGCGCUCGGCCUCUGCUGCGGCCUGCACCGGCAGGCCGUCAGCCUGCUGCUCAGCUCUGUGCUGCCCUCCGAGCUGGCCAGGGACAUGCAGAGUUCUGUGACGGACGACAUCCGCCUCAGCCACUCGGCGCUGCUGCUCGCCAUGAUCCUCUCCAUGGGGGAGAAACUGCCGCACUGUCACACCGAGAUGCUGGGCAUCGAGUUCGUGACGUUUCUGCUCUCCACGCUGGAACAGCCGCCGGCCGACGUCUCCGACGACACGGUCGACCUCCUGCUCACCGACCUGCUGGCGCUCAACCUGCAGUACGAGCUGCCGGCCGACAAUCAGCUGCUGCUGGCGCUGCGGCAGCGCAGCAACGCGCGCGUCUUCACCGAGAAGGUCAUGCUGCUCUUCAACCGCGAGGAGGACCCGGUGCGCGUGUUCGACCACGAGCCGGCGCCGGCGCACUCGGUGGUCAAGCUGAUGGUGGACCUGUUCUCCGAGCCGGCCACCAGCCAGCUCUUCUACACCAACGACGUGCGCGUGCUGCUGGACAUCGUGGCGCGAAAUCUGGCCGAUCUGUCGCCGGGAGACGCGCGGCGGCACGAGUACCUGCGCCUGUGCGAGCGGCUGCUCUCGUCGGCCGGCUACGCCGAGCACAGACACCGGGCGGCCGACCUGCACCGCUGCCUGCGCCGCAUCGCCGCAGAGGACGAGCUCGAGGGAGACCCCACGCAGCCGCGCGACCGCCAGCUGGCCGCCACCGCGCUGGCGCUCCACGCGGAUCUGUUCCAGACGACCUGACCUGACCUGACCUGACCCGGCCAUCGCUGGCUGCCACUGCGCUGGCACUGCGCGCGGACCUGUCCCAGGCAACAUGACCUGACCUGACCUGACCUGACCGCCGCUGGCCGCCACCGCGCUGGCUCUGCACGCGGAUCUGUUCCAGACGACCUGACCUGACCUGACGGGUGAUGACCUGACAUAACCUGAAUCAAACAAACCAACGUCUGGGAUCGAACGUCAGCCGUCCGCUGGCGCGGCGCACGGAAGGUGUGAUGUGUGAGCCAUGGUGACGAGGAUAUGCCCCAGCCACAUGCAAGGCGACGCCCGGGCCUGAAGCGCUAGAACAAUGGUGUUGGCAGCGUUACAGACGUGGUCGUGCCACUCUGCGAUAGGGUAGCGUAAGUACGUGAGGAGGCAGCAUCUGUGUAGGUAGGACAGGUUUGCCGACGCGUAGGCUGUGGCUCCAGCGAUAUAACUGAGCAGUCUAAAUGAGUCGAGGCUAGGCAGGAUAUUACGUAAUGCGCUUCGCUUGUACCGCUGCAUGAGCUGCAAUAGGGCCGCAGUGAUGAAUAUCUUUGGGUCUUACGUCGUGGUCCAGGACGUGCUAUGACGGCCUGCGCGCUCACGGCAGCGUCUCGCUGCAAGCGCCUUGUCCGCGGACUGCCGGGCAGAGCCCGCGCGCCCUCUGCAGCGGCCGCUUGUCCGCCAGGGGCGCCAAUGAGCCGGCGCCCCCGCUCUAGUCUUGUGCAUCUCACUAGUGCUGUAUCGCCUGCGAGCUUUGUUCGCCGUCGCCGUGUUCGCGCGUUUACUUGGGAUAUGUGCAGCUGAUGUAGUCAUUCGACGUUCAGGUUUGAUGUCCAUCUUGGGGUGCACGCAACUGAAUGAGCUUCAAGCAGCGCGUGUGGCAAUUAAGACUGUUUAUGGUCUUGGCCUGCCUGCAGCCGGACCUCCGCUCCGCCCGUGGAGUGGGUCGGUCUGCCUGCUGACGAGGCCACUGCCCGCUGCCGCCGCGCCGCCGGCUCCCGUGUGGCGAGUCCCCCCGGCGCCGUACGCUGUGGACCCCGGCCACAUGGCCCUGCCCAGCCAGGAGCCUCGGACUCCCGCGGGGUUGAUGUUGCUCCUGUCGCGGCCGCUGUGGACGCCGCAUUUUCCAGUGGUGGUCGGUUGUGCGCUGUUGCUUCGAGCCAGCGGUCCUCGGCCUCGCGCCGCAAAUACACGCAU
Molecule: messenger RNA, 3195 nt
Organism: Pollicipes pollicipes
Lineage: Eukaryota; Metazoa; Arthropoda; Thecostraca; Pollicipedomorpha; Pollicipedidae
Product: NCK-interacting protein with SH3 domain
Exons: 9
Coding region: 268-1992 (574 amino acids)
Biological process (GO): endocytosis
Molecular function (GO): protein binding; Arp2/3 complex binding
Source: RefSeq, a predicted model, not a curated record